AUGGCAGAAGCUUUGAAAGAGAUUAUUGAUUACGGAGUAUCGUUAGGUUACAAAGAAGAUACUCUUAGAGAAUUCGUUAGACACCAACAGGAUAUUCAGAGAGAAGAGCGGCUGGCAGAAAGAGAACGUCUGAAAGAGGAGCUAGAGUACCAGCGGAUGAAGGAGAAACAUGAUAAACAGAUGCAGCUACAGCAGCUGACCCAUCAACAACAAAUGGAAAUGCUUCAUGAGAAAGAGAAGUUGAAAAUAGCAGGGGUUGAGGAGGUAAGUGUUAAGUUCAAAGGUCCAAAAAUCCCGGCAUUUGAGGAUGGGAAGGAUGAAAUGGACAGCUAUUUACGUAGAUUUGAACGAUAUGCAGAGUUACAAAAGUGGCCGAAAACAUCUUGGGCUAUGAGUCUAAGUGCACUCCUUAAAGGUAGAGCUCUCGAUAUUUAUGCAUUAUUACCAGCAGAUGAUGCUUUAGAUUAUGACAAGCUGAAGAUAGCACUCCUUAAACGCUAUGAGCUAACAGAGGAUGGGUUUAAACACAAGUUUAGAUCAGCAAAACCAGAAACGGAGAGAACACCAAAGAGUAUACAGGAGAUGGCACAAUUAGCAGAUCAGUAUCGAGAGGCAAGGAUGACCAACGCUGCGACCCUCAGCAAUGCCAAAGGCAAUGAAUUUCAACACCCAGCUAAGUUCCGUUCCGGAAAUCACAAAGACUUUUCAGGUGAGAAGAAAAUACAAAAUUCAAACAAGUCAUUUGUUCCAAAAUCGGAAAGACGUUGUUUUAAAUGCAACAGAAUAGGGCACAUUGCAUCGGAAUGCAGAUCAAAACCGAAGAUAGGAGCUGUAACAACGCAAGAACACAAGGAUAUCCAUGAUACUUCAUCUAGUACAGAGGAACAUACAGCAAAGGUAACAUUUGUAAGCACAAUGCCAACAGACACUGGAACAAAUUCUUUGAAUCUUGAUGCAUCAACAAGAGUUUCAUCAUCAUGCUACCAACUGCAACACAACAUGCCAGUAUCAGCAGGUUUUGUUGAAGGUAAGCCAGUUACGGUACUAAGAGACACAGGAUGCAGCGGCAUAGUGGUUCGAAAAAGUAAGAUUGAUGAAGCAAAUUUGAUUCAAGAUAAGUUUCAAACAUGUAUUUUGGCAGAUGGUUCAUCUAUUAGAGUACCAGUUGCUUCCAUCUUUUUUGACACGCCCUAUAUUACAGGAACAUUUGAAGCAUGGUGUAUGGAGAAGCCAGUCUACGAUUUAAUCAUCGGGAAUGUAGCGAAGGUGCGAGCACCUGGAGAUCCUGAUCCUGAAUGGUCAGAGGCAAAUGCUGUUGAAACCCGUCAACAAGCAAAGGUAAAAUUAAAACAGUACCCUCAACUAAAAGUUCCAGAAAUACUUAAAGGAAACAUCACUCCAGACGAGAUUAAACUAGAACAACAAACCGAUUACUCACUGCAGAGAAUACGACAAUGGGCAAGUUCCGGACAAGUGGUUGACAAACGAACUGCAACAAUACGAUGGUUCAUGCUGAACGGGUUUGUAUAUCGUGAAUAUCAAACCAAGACUGAAUCAGGUAAGUCUUACAAACAGCUUGUAGUCCCAAAGAAAUUCAGGGAAAUUGUCAUGAAAUUGGCACAUGAGUCAAUCAUGUCUGGUCAUUUGGCUAUAUCACGUACAUCGUCAAGAAUUCUUUCUGAAUUCUACUGGCCUGGACUACAGACUGAUGUCAAGUUGUUUUGUCGUUCUUGUGACAUCUGUCAAAGGACCAUACAAAAAGGUAAGGUUUCUAAGUACCCCCUUCAGAAGAUGCCACUUAUUGAUGUUCCUUUCAAGAGGGUUGCCGUAGACAUCGUUGGACCUAUUCAUCCCAUUACCGACAAAGGGAAUAGGUAUAUUCUUACUUUGGUCGAUUUUGCUACUAGAUACCCUGAAGCUGUACCACUGCCAUCCAUUGAAACAGAGAGAGUUGCGGAGACGCUCAUAGACAUAUUUUCUAGAAUUGGAGUUCCCGAGGAAAUGUUGAGCGAUAUGGGUUCUCAAUUUACAUCAUCAAUUAUGAGAGAGGUAAGUCGGCUACUAUCGUUAAAUCAACUCACUACUACCCCUUACCACCCUAUGACAAACGGCUUGGUUGAGAGGUUUAACGGAACCCUCAAACAAAUGUUAAAACGUAUGUGCUCCGAUCGUCCACGUGAUUGGGAUAAAUAUAUUAACCCAGUAUUGUUUGCUUACAGGGAAGUGCCGCAAGAAAGUUUGGGCUUUUCGCCUUUUGACUUAGUGUAUGGAAGACACGUAAGAGGGCCCAUGGGCAUUUUAAAAGAGCUUUGGACAAAAGAGAUAGACGAUGAUCAGGUAAAGUCUACUUAUCAAUAUGUUUUGGAUUUACGAGAGAGACUUGAGGCAACGGCAGAGAUAGCCAGAGAAAAUUUGGAGAAGGCUUCUCAACGACAGGCGAGGUUCUACAACAGGUCAACUCGAGCAAGGAGUAUGAAGUACCUUAACAGGAAUGAUGAUUCAAGCGAAUCAGACCAAGAUGAUGAAGCUCUAGUCACAUCUGCUGUUAUUGACUGUUCUGCGGAGGAGGAGGAUGAUGAGUAUGGUGCAGUGAGUGCCAGGGAUACCAAAGGUGUGGACAUCAAUCCAGAGUUAUUACCUGAAGACAGAAAAAAGGUAACAUCACUUUUGGAUCAGUUUACGGAUGUAUUGUCUGAUAAUCCUGGUUAUACACAUCUGAUUGAACACGAUAUUAAGAUUAACUCAAGUCAACCAAUCAGAGUUAAAUCUUAUGCAAUUCCAUUUGCAAUGAGGGCAAUAGCUGAUAAGGAGGUUGAGAAAAUGUUAGAAUUGAAUGUCAUUGAACCAUCUGAAAGUCCAUUUUCUUCUCCAGUUGUCCUUGUGAAGAAAAAAGAUGACACUUUUCCUUUCUGCGUUGAUUUUAGAGCUAUAAAUGCAUGUUCACAGUUCGAUGCAGAACCGAUGCCAAAUGCAGAUGAUAUCUUUUCAAAGUUUGCCAACUACAAGGUAUUUUCAAGGAUCGACUUAUCCAAAGGCUACUGGCAGGUUCCAUUAACAUCGUCAGCUAAACCCAAAACAGCGUUUCAGACAUCCAAAGGCCUCUUCCAAUUUCGAGUGAUGCCCUUUGGUUUGGUGACGGCACCGGCGACGUUUUCCAGACUGAUGCGUAAGUUGUUGUACGGAAUGUCAAACAUUGAUAAUUUUAUCGAUGAUAUCAUUGUUUUUACAGAGGACUUAGAUCAGCAUUUGGAAGUUCUUCACGAACUCUUUACCAGGCUGAGAAACGCCAAUUUGACAGCAAAACCUUCCAAGUGUGCAGUAGGGUACAAGAGUUUAGAGUGUCUAGGCCAUAUCGUAGGUGAGAACCAACUAAAACCAAACCCAGACAAGGUAAGAGCAAUUCAAGAGGCACCAGCACCAAACACUAAACGUCAGUUAAGAUCGUUUUUAGGACUCCUUAGUUUCUACAGGAAAUUCAUUCCCAAUUUUUCGUCUGUUGCACUACCCCUCACUGAUCUGACAAAGAAGGGGUCGCCAAAUAAAAUUAUUUGGAAUCAACCUCAGGAAAAAUCAUUUCAAUCACUUAAGGCAAUGCUUUUGAAAUCGCCUAUUCUUAAACUGCCAGAUUUAUCAAAACAGUUCAUUCUUCAGACUGACGCAUCAGAUAGGGGAAUUGGAGCUGUGCUGAUGCAGUUUGAUGAACAUAGUGGUUUGAAACUUCCGGUGGCGUAUGCAAGUCGAAAGUUGAAGGACAGUGAAAGUAAGUAUUCUACAAUCGAAAAAGAAUGCUUGGCAAUUGUUUGGGCCGUCCAAAAGUUCCACCUGUACCUUUAUGGACGCGAGUUCCUCAUCGAAACAGAUCAUCAGUCGUUAAUGUAUUUGAACAAAGCCAAAGUUAUCAACGCUAGGAUCAUGAGAUGGGCACUGGGUCUUCAAUCAUAUAGAUACCGAGUUAUCGCCAUUAGGGGAAAGGAUAAUCAAGGAGCAGAUUAUCUUAGUAGGCAGUCCCGUUCUACGUUCUACGUUCUACAUUCUACGUUCUACGUUCUACGUUCUACAUUCUACGUUCUACGUUCUACGUUCUACAUUCUACAUUCUACGUUCUACGUUCCACGUCGUUUUGUGUAUGGUGUCAGUGUAUGGUGCACAGUGUACGGAGUAUGGUGUGAUGUAGAAACUUACCGUUGUGUGGACAAACGAGAGCCAGAAUACUAUGUACAAUGA
Molecule: messenger RNA, 4224 nt
Organism: Saccostrea cuccullata (small rock oyster)
Lineage: Eukaryota; Metazoa; Mollusca; Bivalvia; Ostreida; Ostreidae
Exons: 4
Coding region: 1-4224 (1407 amino acids)
Biological process (GO): DNA integration
Molecular function (GO): nucleic acid binding; zinc ion binding
Source: RefSeq, a predicted model, not a curated record